UGUUAGAUUGGAAACUCGCUUAAAACCAGUGGAUAAAGAUUGCUGAUAUAUAUCAUCACCCCCUUUCUCUCUCCUUCUAGACCUAUCUCACAAAUUUCGCCAAUUUACAAUCUGAUUUUCAUCGAAUUUGUUUUCUAAUCAAACAUCAUCUCUCAAUCGGAAUUCAUUCCCCAAGACCUUCCUGAUUCUACACGACUUCUCUAUUCCCAGGGAGAUCAUGUCCAAUCAACAAGGAAACGAAGCUGAAGAAAUGGAAGAGGAAUAUGAGAUGGAAGAUGCAGAUGACGAUAUGGAUGAUGAGUUCCACGCAGGAGAUGCUGGUGGCUCAGAUUCUGAUAUGGACGAAUAUGAAUACUUGAAUAAUAGAAUGCAAGACACAACUGCGGCUCAAGCUAGAAAGGGUAGAGAUAUCCAAGGGAUUCCCUGGGAGCGGCUGCACGUGACAAGAGAGAAAUAUAGGCAGACUAGACUAGAACAAUAUAAGAAUUACGAAAACAUUCCUAAAUCUGGAGAGGGAUCAGAAAAGGAUUGCAAAUCUACUGAAAAAGGAGGCCCGUACUAUGUGUUCAGACGAAAUUCAAGAUCUGCAAAAUCUACCAUUUUACAUUUUCAGCUGAGAAAUUUGGUAUGGGCUACAUCCAAACAUGAUGUCUACUUCCUGUCUCAUUUCUCUAUCAUGCAUUGGUCAUCAUUAUCAUGCACCAAAUCUGAAGUUCUUAAUGUAUCAGGACAUGUAGCACCUUGUGAGAAACACCCUGGGAGCUUGUUGGAAGGAUUUACCCAGACUCAGGUCAGCACGGUAGCAGUGAAAGAUAAGUUGCUAGUUGCUGGAGGGUUUCAGGGAGAACUUAUCUGCAAGAAUCUGGAUAGGCCUGGAGUUUCCUACUGUACUCGGACCACUUAUGAAGAUAAUGCCAUCACUAAUGCGGUUGAGAUAUAUACAUCUAGCAGUGGGGCAGUGCAUUUUGUGGCUUCGAAUAAUGACAAUGGAGUUAGAGACUUUGAUAUGGAGAAAUUUCAACCAUCUAACCAUUUUCGAUUUACAUGGCCAGUCAAUCAUACUUCCCUAAGUCCCGAUGGUAAGCUUCUUGCUAUUGUUGGUGAUGACCCGGCGGGUAUGUUAGUGGAUUCCAGGACUGGAAAGGCAAUUGCAUCUUUUCAGGGUCACUUGGACUACUCCUUUGCAUCAGCUUGGCACCCUGGUGGAUUGACCUUUGCUACCGGGAACCAGGACAAAACCUGCCGAGUUUGGGAUAUCCGGAAUCUUUCAGCAUCAGUCACUGCCUUGAAGGGAAACCUUGGAGCCAUUCGUUCAAUCCGCUAUACAUCAGAUGGCAGAUUCAUGGCUAUGGCCGAACCUGCAGAUUUCGUCCAUGUAUUUGAUGUCAAUAGUGGGUAUGAGAAGGAGCAGGAAAUCGAUUUCUUUGGCGAGAUAUCCGGUAUGUCGUUUAGUCCUGAUACAGAAUCCCUCUUCAUUGGAGUGUGGGACCGUACAUAUGGUAGCCUUCUUGAGUUUGGCAGACAGAGGGAGUACUCAUACCUCGACACUAUUGUCUGAGGGGGUUUUGUUAUGCGAGCGGGAUGAAGGUGUAUAGUUGUCAUGUUGUGCAAUGCAAUUUAUUUUGGUAUCCUAGUUUAGAGGUUUGGUGAAGGGAAGAUCAGAUGCUAUGAGUGAAGGGUGUACAGUGAGGAUAGAUAGUUAUGGUGAAAUGGUUGUGCAUUUCCAACUAGGGAUAUGAGUUUGUGUCAUGAUUAAAUUUUAAAACAAACAAUAGCUAUGGAGGUCAGGAAUCUUGUCAUAUUUGGUUUGUGAAAAAUUGGACUUGUUGCCUUUUCUGUUCUUGGACAAUUUUAAUUUCGUUUUCCAA
Molecule: messenger RNA, 1868 nt
Organism: Salvia hispanica
Lineage: Eukaryota; Viridiplantae; Streptophyta; Magnoliopsida; Lamiales; Lamiaceae
Product: putative WD repeat-containing protein C2A9.03
Molecular function (GO): protein binding
Source: RefSeq, a predicted model, not a curated record